CUGCAACUGCAUUGCCCCCAUUUUCAGCUUCUUCUUCUUCUUCUUCAUCUCCAAAUCUGUGUUUCAAUUCUCUCACUCUCAUCCGCCAUGGAACCCGUCAAUGCUUGGGGCAACACUCCUCUCAAGGCCGUCGAUCCUGAGAUCUUCGAUCUGAUUGAGAAGGAGAAGCGCCGUCAAUGCCGAGGAAUCGAGCUCAUUGCCUCCGAGAAUUUCACCUCCUUCGCCGUAAUCGAGGCCCUCGGCAGCGCCUUAACCAACAAGUACUCCGAGGGCAUGCCGGGGAACCGCUACUACGGCGGCAAUGAAUUCAUCGACGAGAUCGAGAAUCUCUGCCGUUCUCGAGCUCUCGAGGCGUUUCAUGCCGAUCCUGCUAAGUGGGGGGUAAAUGUCCAGCCCUACUCUGGCUCGCCGGCCAACUUCGCCGCCUACACCGCGCUGCUUCAGCCGCAUGACCGGAUUAUGGGGCUGGAUCUUCCGUCUGGUGGCCAUUUGACGCAUGGUUACUACACCUCCGGCGGGAAGAAGAUCUCGGCUACCUCGAUUUACUUCGAGAGUUUGCCUUACAAGGUCGAUUCGGCGACUGGAUAUAUUGAUUACGAUAAGCUGGAGGAGAAGGCCUUGGAUUUCAGACCCAAGUUGAUCAUCUGCGGUGGCAGUGCGUAUCCUAGGGACUGGGAUUACGCCAGAUUCAGGGCAAUUGCCGACAAAUGCGGUGCCCUCCUGCUCUGUGAUAUGGCUCACAUUAGUGGACUCGUUGCUGCACAGGAAGCUGCGAACCCGUUCGAGUAUUGUGAUGUCGUGACGACCACAACUCACAAGAGUUUGAGGGGUCCAAGGGCUGGUAUGAUCUUCUAUAGGAAGGGUCCAAAGCCACCUAAGAAGGGUCAGCCUGAGGAUGCUGUUUAUGACUUUGAAGACAAGAUCAACUUCUCUGUCUUCCCCGCCCUUCAGGGUGGCCCUCACAAUCACCAAAUUGGUGCUUUAGCUGUGGCCUUGAAGCAAGCUAUGUCCCCUGGGUUCAAGGCCUAUGCCAAACAAGUUAAGGCCAAUGCCGUAGCCCUCGGGAAUUACCUGAUGAACAAGGGCUACAAGCUCGUCACCGGAGGAACUGAGAACCACCUCGUUCUCUGGGAUCUUCGUCCUUUGGGAUUGACUGGCAACAAGGUUGAGAAGCUUUGCGACUUGUGCAACAUCACUGUGAACAAAAAUGCUGUGUUCGGCGACAGCAGUGCACUGGCUCCCGGAGGCGUUCGGAUCGGUGCUCCUGCCAUGACUUCGAGAGGUUUGGUCGAGAAAGACUUCGAACAGAUUGCCGAGUUCCUGCACCGUGCCGUGACCAUCACCUUGAACAUCCAGAAGGAAUAUGGAAAGCUGUUGAAGGACUUCAACAAGGGUCUGGUAAACAACAAGGACAUCGAAGGACUCAAGGCUGAUGUCGAGAAAUUCUCUGGCUCAUUCGACAUGCCCGGUUUUGCCAUGUCCGAGAUGAAGUACAAGGAUUAGAAAAAAGAAAUAGCAAACGAGACGAUGGUCUGGAAAACUAAUAAAAGUUUUGGGUGUUUGUUGAAUCCUUAAUAUCUUUCACUUCUUAAGUUGAAAAAGUAAAAAGGAAAGUUUGCUGUUUGUUUUUACCUUUGUAUGAUGUAGACUAGAUUUUCCUUCUUAAAUAUUCAUUUUUAAAAUUUCUCUUAAUAAUUGUAUCCUUUUUUUUUUCCUCUCCUUUUUAGAAUACAUGUUCACUUUGAACUUGAAUUUGAGGAGCAUAUUUGAAGUUAUGGGCUUUAUUGAUGCGGCCCAAUUUCAAA
This is a messenger RNA of Momordica charantia (bitter melon), 1805 nucleotides long. It is a transcript of the gene SHM4, whose product is annotated as serine hydroxymethyltransferase 4. Gene Ontology annotation, molecular function: pyridoxal phosphate binding; glycine hydroxymethyltransferase activity. The record is from RefSeq and is a predicted model, not a curated record. Lineage: Eukaryota; Viridiplantae; Streptophyta; Magnoliopsida; Cucurbitales; Cucurbitaceae. Gene Ontology annotation, biological process: tetrahydrofolate interconversion. Gene Ontology annotation, cellular component: mitochondrion; cytoplasm.